Molecule: messenger RNA, 12954 nt
Organism: Crotalus tigris (Tiger rattlesnake)
Lineage: Eukaryota; Metazoa; Chordata; Lepidosauria; Squamata; Viperidae
Gene: HEG1
Product: heart development protein with EGF like domains 1
Exons: 24
Coding region: 1213-8688 (2491 amino acids)
Biological process (GO): heart development
Molecular function (GO): calcium ion binding
Source: RefSeq, a predicted model, not a curated record
UCCUAGAAUAAAGAGUGUAGAUUUGAUGAUGAUCAGACCAAUAUUUUAAAACUUGUCCAGCUCCAUGUAUAACUUGCUUUUAUGCAAGUGCUGCAGUUUGUAAAUGCAUUCAUUUUUUUGUUUCUGGGAUUUUGAAUAUAAUCGUAGACAUCCGUGAAAAAUUUUUUUUGUUCAGCCAGAAAUGCUUUGAGGUUUUUGUUACAGGACAGUCAGUUACCUCAAUAAAAACCAACAAAAUGCCUUUUUUUUCAUAUCACUUAUGAUAGUACUUUCACCAUUCCUUGAAAAUAAAAUUGUAUGAAACAUACUUUUGAAUUACAGAGGCAGGAAAUGAAAAAAUAUGCAUUGAUAUGAUUGAAAAAAUUCAGAGAUGUGUGUAGGCAUGCAAGUGUGUCUGGAAGUCCACAUCAGGACAUCCAAAUUGCUGACAGCUCCACUUUUCACAUUUGGAGUCAAAUUCUCUGCUCUGAUUUAAGAAUCCCCACAGCCCACAAGUCAGAAUCAGGCUGCCUUAGUCUACCUAUGGGAGAAAAGGAAACGCCAAAAAAUCAUUGUUGGGCAUUAGUUCAUCAGACUGAAGCAAAGGACCAUCGGAUUUCUAGUCCUCAAGGGUUCUUCACGCUGAGAGUAGCGACGUGCGAAUGCGUGCAUACACAUACAGGGAUACAGACACCUUUCCGGUUAUCUGAGUCGGCCAGCAAACUUCACAUCUGACCUCUUCUCUCCAGGCCUUUCAAACCGGCGUGUCACGGUCUCCCUCGUGCUUCGGGUCUCGACUCGCGCCUUCGGGCUCCUCAUGCGCGCCUUUCUUGCCCCCUUCUCUACCGGGGCCCGACGGCCCAUUCCCAGCCCCUCCCUAGAUAGGACCGGGCCCCGACUGGGGAAUGCCCCGAGGAGCAGCCUGCAGGGGCGGAGGAGAGUAGGACGGCUGCUGAGGGGAAGAGAGCAGCAGCCUCGGCGGGGUGUGAUGUCAGCAGCCGCGAGGAGGAGCCUGCCCUUGCGGGCUCUUUUACUUUUAGGCUCCGCGCCACCGCAAGCGGCCACUGCCGGAGCCGCGUCCGCCCGGCUCCACCAUGCCAUCCCGGGGGCCGGUCGCCUCCACCGCCGCUUCGCUACUGGCCCGGGGAACUUUGGGCGCUCCCGCGGCUCUGCUUCUCUGAGGCGCGCGCUCUCUUCCCGCCUGCCGGGCAUGGCGCUGCCUGCAACUGCUUCAUGAUGAUGAUGGUGGUGAUGAUGAUGAUGUUUGUGGUGAUGGUUAUUAUUACUGCUCUGCAUCAACGCCGGGCAUGUGAAAGCCCAAGCGUCAUGCCAACAACGCGCCUGUUUCUGCUUCGUCCCUUCAGCCUCCUGCUGCUGCUGCUGGGGCCGCAUUUCUUUGUGGGAUCUUUCUCCCUCGGCUCUGCCUCCUCUCCCUCGCCCACCGAGCGUUCCUCCGUCGCGACGGCGGGGCCUCGGGCAGUGGUGUCGAUCCGGGGGGGAUCCACUUUUCUUGCGGCUUCCUCCUCGCUGCUUCCUAGGGAGAAAGGAAGCCCGCAGCCUUCCGCCGCGUCUGUCAGCGUUUGGGAUCGGACGACGGAUCGAGGCGGCGGCAGCGACAGCCCGGCCGUUAUGACCAGACAAAAGGAUGUAGAAAAUCCAAACACUGAAGCAAAGAUUUCCACUUCCUAUAUACGGAGUCUACAUGCAUCCAGUACAUCUGGAAAUGAUAAAGUAAGGACGUUUUGGACCAACCUCGCUUCAGCAUCUGUAGCUGCCACAAGAAGUACCACAUCUUAUACCAAACUAAUCAGAUCUGUGAAUGUGACACCACAGUUAUCUCAAAUGACACAAACUAAGCGAGCAAGUGCCUCACCAAAUAUGGUGGGUAUUGCCAGUUCUGAAUCAGUGACUUUGAGGAAGCAUUUUCCCAAGACAGCAAAUUCUCCAUUUUUGGAGAAAAAACAUCCAGCCAUUGAGAACUACCACCAUACAGCUAGUACCUGGAAUGAAGACAGCACAACUUCCAGUUUCCAUACUCCAGGCAUGGACAGUUCAGCCACACUCAGUCAGAGUUCAGAAAGGACUUCCCGCUUUUUUAGAGAGAACUUCACUGGAAAUGGGCCAGCUACUCCAAAAGAACUUGCUACAUCUUCUGGUCAAAUCCAAUGGUCACCUCAUGUAACAUUGCCAAUACCCCAAAGUAGGACAUCGAAUGCUAAACAGCCUGAUUCUUUAACAAGGAUUGUGCUUACUCGGUCUUAUACUUCUCCACAAACUAAUACUCAUCAGUUAAGCAGAAACUCCAACAUAGAGAGAAGAAUUUCCAGGUCUGAUAUGGAGUAUAUGACACUUCUGAACAUAUCCAAUAAAAGUGAGGAGAAGAUAUUUCAAACUAUAAGAGACAUCAGCAGUUCUCAAGAUCCACAUUCUAAAUCUGCUGUCUCAAACCUUGAAAUGUCCACCAGUGGGGAGAAGAUACUACGAACGGUCAGAGACAUCAGCAGUUCUCAAGGUCCACAUUCUACAUCUGCGGUCUCUAAUCUUGAGAUAUCCACAAAUGGGAAGAAGACACUACAAACACUCAGCGAUAGCAGAGGUUCUCCAAAUCCACAUUCUGUGUCCACAAUUCCUAACCUUGAAAGAUCCACAAAUGGGGAGAAGAUACUACGAACGGUCAGAGACAUCAGCAGUUCUCGAGGUUCACAUUCUACAUCUGCGGUCUCUAAUCUUGAGAUAUCCACAAAUGGGAAGAAGAUACUACAAACACUCAGCGAUAGCAGAGGUUCUCCAAAUCCACAUUCUGUGUCCACAAUUCCUAACCUUGAAAGAUCCACAAAUGGGGAGAAGAUACUACGAACGGUCAGAGACAUCAGCAGUUCUCAAGGUCCACAUUCUACAUCUGCGGUCUCUAAUCUUGAGAUAUCCACAAAUGGGAAAAAGAUACUACGAACUCUUAGAGAUAGCAGAGGUUCUCAAAAUCUACAUUCUGUGUCCACAAUUGCUAAUCUUGAAAUAUCCGCAAAUGGGGAGAAGUUACUACGAACUCUCAGCGACACCAGCAGGUCUCAAGGUCCACAUUCUACAUCUGCUGUCUCUAAUCUUGAAAUAUCCGCAAAUGGGGAGAAGAUACUACAAACUCUCAGAGACAUCAGCAGGUCUCCAGGUCCACAUUCUACAUUUGCUGUCUCAAAACAUGAAACAUCCACCAAUGGGGAGAUGAUAUUACGAACUCUCAGAGACACCAGCAGAUCUCAAGGUCCACAUUCUAAAUCUGCUGUCUCAAACCUUGAAAUAUCCACAAAUGGGGAGAAGAUACUACGAACUCUCAGAGAUAGCAGAGGUUCUCAAAAUCUACAUUCUGUGUCCACAAUUCCUAACCUUGAAAUAUCCACAAAUGGGAAGAAGAUAAUACAAACUCUCAGAGACAUCGGCAGGUCUCAAGGUCCACAUUCUAAAUCUGCUGUCUCAAACCUUGAAAUAUCCACCAGUGGGGAGAAUAUACUACAAACUGUCACAGAGAGCAGAGGUUCUCAAAAUCCACGUUUUGUGUCCACAAUUCCUAACCUUGAAAUGUCUGGCUCUUCAGGCCCCAAUGAUUCUUCUUACGUGGUAGUGCCUGCAGACUCCCAACAAAUGGAACUGUCAACACAAGACACUGUUGAAACUAAAGCAACAGACAGACAUUCUCAGUCUCUUUCUGCAACUACAGUGACCAAUCAGAUGUCCAUGGAAAGCCCACAUACUAGAGAGAAGUGCAAAACACCUUUCUGCUCAUGUUCUCAAGCAACUGAUAUAGAGAGGCAUCCCAAUACUUAUACUAGAGCUGUGGAAGAUACUAAACAGAUGAACAGCAGAUCAAACACAGAGAGAAAAAUGUCCAGUUCUUACUUGGACAGUGUGACUGUUUCAAGAGUAUUGGUCAGAGAUGAAAAAAAGUCCAAGAAUAUAACACAAACAUUCGCCACCACUAAUACUUCCAGUUCUUCAAGGCUUUCAUCCAGGCCAGAAAAGACUGAAGAAAUGGAUUUGUUACACAGGGAUUUCGUUGUCACAAAAGAAGCAUUUACAUUUUCUCAAGCUUCUACAGAACAGAAUGAUCAGCAACAGAGCAGCUUAGAUAUGGAGAGCAUUACUUCUAAUUUUCACACAGAGAAGAGAUCUGACAGAAGUGGGAAGAGGAUAAUAGGGCACACCAGUAGUUCUUACCAUCCGGAGUCACUAUCCACAGCUUCUCAGAGUGAAAUACCCAGCAGUUCAGCUCUUACUGAUUCCUCUUCUGUGCUGACUCCAAUUCAAACCAGACAAAAAGAUUUACCACCUGGGUUCACCAAUGUCAUGGAAGCAGAAAGUACACAUCCUUGGGAUUCCUCACAAGCAACAGCUGCAGAAGAUAGCCACUUGAGCAGUUCUAAUAAAGAGAAAAUUUCCACUUUUCAGAGAGAUGGUGUAUCUGUUUCAAGUCUAUCAAAAAGAGGUGAAGAUAGUACACUACGAACUGUAAGGGAUGUCAGUAGUUUUGAAAGUGAUACACAGACGCCUACUGUUGCCAAUGCUACCAUCUCCGGCAAUUCAGAUGUUGCUCAUUCUUUUCAUGUGAAAACUCCAGAAGAGAUCAGCCCAGAUUUGUCACCUGAAGACACUGAUUUUACUGAAGGAAUGCUUAUACCUUCCCAGGCUCCUUCAAAAACAACGGUCAAAGAGAGUGGUCAGUCAAGUACAGAGGGCAUUUUCUCCACUUAUCACCUGAACAACAUCUCCAUUUCAGUUCUAUCUGGCUUAGACGGGAAGAGGACAUUACGAACCCCGAGAGAUGUCAGUGAUGCUCACAAUGUAACACAAGGAUCCAUAGCCUGGCAUAAUGUAACCUCUAGUUCUUCAGGCCUCACCGGUUCUUCGUACCUGUUAACUCCAGUAGAAACAGAUUUAACUCCUCAGACCACUGAUUUCACUGAAGGAACAAGUACACAUUUGCAAGCUUCUUCGGAAAAAGCAGGUGUAGAAAGCAGCAGCUCAAAUAUAGAGACCAGAUUUUCCCAUUCUGAUCAGGACAGUGCAUCUGUUUCAAGUUCAUCAGACAGAGAUAAGGAGAUCACACUACAAACUUUAAGAGAAGUCAAGAAUGUUUAUAAUAUUACCCAAACAUCCAGUUCUAUGAAUGAUAACAUCACCAGCUCAUUCAAUAUUGCUGAUUCUUCUUAUACAAUGACACCCAAACACACCAGAGAAAUGAAUUUAUCAUCUGGGAAUAAUGAUUUCACUGAAGAAGCACUUAUAUAUUCUGAGGCUCCAUCAGAAACAACAGACACCAGAAGUAGGCACCAUGCCUUGAGCAACUUCAAUAUAGAGAAGAAGGCCACUCAGACUGAGAGUAUGUUCUCUUCUACUGUGAUCAAAGAUGAGACAUUUGUAUCUUUAACUAAUCAGAGCAGAUCCAUAGACACAACAGAGUUGUCAGUGUUUGAUGCUGGUUCUUCUGUGAUAAUCCAGACGUCAUCUGCUACAUCGCAAGGUGGAAAUGAAAAUUCCCCCUCUACUGAAACGGAGUUCACAGAAACCCUAGAACAGUCUUUACAUACUACUUCAUCAAAAGCUUCAGGUUCUUCAUCUUCUACAAAAGAUUUUUCAAGCUCUACAGACCAUUUUCAAACCAUUAAGGGAUCAGAGGCGGGAAGAAGAUUUUCUAUUGCUUCAACAGACAGCGUCUAUCUAUCAACCACAUUUGUACAUGGGGCAGAAAGGACUUUAAGAUCCCUGCCGGAUAACAGCACGUCUGAUGAUGCAGCAGAUAGCAACCCUUACAGUUCCCAAACUUCCAAAUCUUCAGAAGAAAGCUUGACCUUGUCUUCAGAGCCUGAAACAGAAACACAUAAUGUUUCACUAAGUGAAGUGCAAUCUAUUGGGCCUUCUACUGAGUAUUCACUGGACUAUUCCUCUGGAGUUCCUACAUCCUUAUCACCAAAUGAUUCAGCAAGUAUUGGAAGCCAUGAUAAUUCAACUAGUGGGCCAAGAGUUUUGCAUUCUCGCACAAUCAGCACUGAUAGUUCAGCUCCAUUCAGUGAAGGUGAAGAGCAAACUACCCAGCCUACAAUUAAUGCUACAGUGAUGGAAGAGACUGAAAGCGUCUCAUCACAUAUGGAAAAUGUUGACAGCACAAGAUCAAAACCUUCCUCAUCCAAGACAUACUCUAGAAUGACAGAUUUAUCUCUAAAAGAUUUGGAUAUCUCUCCAUCUUCAACUGAGGCCUUACAAAUUCUUAGUUCAUCAACCUAUUCUUCCCCCAAAAGUGAACUUUCAGACACUGGAACAGAAUAUCAACCAAUGAGUAGUACUGACUUUGGGAAACAGACCUCUGUUUCUCAUACUGACAGCACAUACACAUUAACGACCUUUGCCAAGGGUGGAGAAAGGACAUUGCUGUCUCUUCCAAACAACAACACAUCAGCUGACUCAUCAGGAAGUUCGACUUACUCUGCGGAAAUAUCCAGCGCUUCUGAGUCAGUUCAGUCUUUCUUUUCAAGCGACAUGGAUUUUUCUGAAAAUUCAACAGAACCUUUGGCAGUCCAUUCCCUGAAAACAUCAGAGUAUUCUUCUACAGUGAGUGAAGCAGACACGACUCAGUAUUACUCAGAAUCAGAAUCUGCAUCUACUGGCAGCUUGUCAUUUUCAUCUUCCUCUACAAGGCUGUCAGAGCAGGAUUCACUUCCACCAGUUCACCCAUCCACUUUUUUUUCCUCAGCCAAGUCUUCUGUCCCAUCCUCUUUUUCUGCUUCCCCGUUGCCAUUGUCAUCAUCUCCACCCACAUCUCUAAUGACAUUUUCACCCAUGUUCUCAUCCACAGAACCAACCACGUUGCCUUUCUUUCCUUCUGUGUUGCCUUCACUUUCUACAACACCAUUGUUGCUACAGCCUGGUGAAAGUCUUGAAACCAGUGUUUCUAUGACUGAGCCUGAAGGAACAACUGGAGCAGAACUACGCACAACAGGAAGUUCCCAUGGUGAAUACAGCCACCCGACUACAGUGUAUCCAUUGGCGAACAACACUAUUCUGAGGGCAACUGGGACUUCUCUUCUGACUGAAAUUACUGAGCAGACUGCCAACCGUUCUUUUCCAAGAAGCACUUCUCAAGAGGAAACAAAGGGACAGACACUUACUCUCCCAGGAAUCAGUACUGAGAACGAACCCAUUACAACUACCUCUUCACCAUAUUUCCAGGAAAUGACCACUACUUUUGAGCCAGCAAAAGCAACUACGGCUGUACUGUUGCAUACAAUCCCUCAAAAGGAUACUUUCCCUUCAUCAACAGUAACCAUGGGCAAAAAACCUACAGAAAUAACAUUCACACCUGGAAGAUUGCCUACUUCAGCAUCAACCAUGAAUUAUUUGUUCACUACAAAAGUUCAAAAGGUUCCAUUGCCCUCUCCUACUGAAAUUUCUUCCACUGGAAUUCCCACGAAAAUGAUGGAAAAGAGCAGUACAACUACUGUGAAAACCAAAGUGCCCGAGAUUGUUAUUACCUCUUCUCCCUACACCUUAACUUCCCACAAAACCACUCUUCAGUCUUUUCCUGCUUCACUGGUUCCUUCCAGACCAACCACAGCUGUGAAUCUAGGAAGCUCAAAGAUAUCUCCAACUCUCUAUGGAAAAGAUGUAGAUGAAUGUCUGUCUAAUCCUUGUCCAUCGAUGGCUACAUGCAUUAAUGUACAAGGUUCAUUCCAAUGCAUUUGUUCCCUGGGCUAUCAGAUGGCAAAAGGAAAAUGCAAUUUGGUAAGGACGUUUGUCGGUCACUUUCCACUAAUGUUUAAUACAACUGGAGGAACAUACUCAGAGCUACAUCAAAUUGAAGGAGUUAUCAUAAACCUGCUGAACGAAUCCCUUUCAACAUUUCCUGGUUAUUAUACUUCAACGGUUAAAGCCUCAAGGCAGGAAGGUGUUGUUCAAAUAUCCAUCCUGAGCACCUUUUCCAUGGCUUCCAAUAUCACCUUUUCUGAAGUAAUCGGCACAGUACGAAGCCGGAUCCGAGCCUGCAAAGCUCCCACCCUGCCCUGCCAGUUCAUUUCUAACCUGACCCAGCUCUACAGAGUUGGUGGUCUAUGUAAACAUAAAGAUCCGGAAUGUGACAAAGGGACUUCUGUGUGUGUAGACUUGGAUGGCAUUGCCGUUUGCCAGUGCAAACCUGGGUAUUUCAAAUAUAACAAACUGGAUCAUUCAUGCAGAGCAUGUGAAGAUGGGUAUAAACUUGAGAAUGACACUUGUGUGAGUUGUCCAUUUGGAUUGGGGGGAUUCAACUGCAGGAAUCCCUACCAGCUUAUCACCAUCGUGAUUGCAGCAGCUGGAGGGGGACUUCUGCUCAUCAUGGGAAUAGCUCUUAUAGUCACGUGCUGCCAAAAGAAUAAAAAUGAUAUAAGCAAACUCAUCUUCAAAAGUGGAGACUUCCAAAUGUCACCGUAUGCAGAAUAUCCCAAAAACCCUCGUGUUCAGGACUGGAGCAGAGAAACCAUUGAAAUGCAAGAGAACGGGAGUACUAAAAACCUAUUACAGAUGACAGAUGUUUACUAUAUGCCAGCUAAUCUAAGGAAUCCUGAACUAGAAAGAAAUGGAAUCUAUCCGCCCUACACAGGUCUUCCAGGAUCUCGACACUCCUGUAUCUACCCUGGGCAAUAUAACCCAUCCUUCAUUAGCGAUGACAGCAGAAGAAGAGAUUAUUUUUAACGCGGGUGGAAAAGGCAGUUGGGUAGCAAAUGAGACCUGUGUAUGCAGUGUGUUUCCCAAGUAUGCAGUCAUCAGACAACUCGGUCACAACUGUGUACAGAAGGGGACUUUAAAACUUGGAAACUGUGGAAAACCCCGGAAGGAGCUGCACACAAGGAGCCAUUCUCCAGCUCUUGCUGAGCGGCGAAAAGAGGGCAGGUGUGAAAAGCAAGUCCAUGCGUCUGGUUGUUGGGAAAGACAAAGGAGAAACUCAUUCUGUGUAUUUUCCUCACCACUAAUUGUGUCACAUAAUGUGAACAUAAUAAUAGAUCGUGAAAGCAAAACUAACAAACACUGUGGAUGACACGCUAAAUCUGAUGCCAUUAGGGUGUGUUGUGUUUACAGAUAGUAUCUAGUGUGCUAGGUUUGUGUUGCCCAAAUUUGUUAAUGCAAAGCUGGCUUGAAUGAAUGUUAUGGAAUGAAUCCUUCCUCUGUUGCCAGGUGUCUGCUAGGAGGUACUUACAGCAUGUUGCUCACCUAGUGGUGGAGAUGGGUACGGGAAUGUGGCCUAGAGAUAUGGGAUCCUCAUGCAGAACCCAAGGUGGGGUUUUAUCCCUCCUGAAAAGAAAAAAAAAUGAUUCUCCCAUGAUCUGUCCUGUUACUUGGUUAUGGCCUAAGUUUUACCAGUGCUACUUAACUCAUUGACCUUAUUCAUUAUUCCCUAGGCCAGAUACAAAAAAGUUAUGUUUAAUUAUGUUCUGUGGAUUUUUUUUCUUCCUUUCUAAUGUCUAAAGGUAAUGAGGAUGUAGAUCUGUCUAUAGAGAUUCUCAAUUAUCCAGGUCAUAGUUGUCCCAAAGCUGCUUUUUCCAAAAGGCAGCUAGACUUUACUUUUUUCUUUGAAAACCCUUUUGCUUCUCAACCAAGAAGCUUCUUCGGUUCUAUUGAAGAAGUUCUAACUUCAGUUAGAAUUGAAGAAGCUUCUUGGAUAAGAAGUGAAAUAUUUUCAAAGAAGAAAAUAUUUGGAAUGAGGGCGUAGAUCAUCUGCAUGUAAUACAAUCUUCUCUAAUAGAUUAUAUUAUCCAGAACCUGGCAAAGUUUUUCCAGGUCUGCAAAGUUGCUCCUACAUCAUUGCACAAUGUAAAGUUUGUAUUAGUGCACAAAAUGUACAAACAGAAAUAAUGCAAGACAGCUUAAUCUCAUACUGUAUAUUACUUAAUUGCUCAUAGACUUCUUUAUAACAUUUCCUGAUUUAUUUAUUUAUUUUUUUAAAAAAACCUUUGGGGAACUUUGAUAUUUGUUCUAAACAAGUGCUAUUCUGAAAAGAGAUCUUUGUCAAGGUGUGGCAAGUUGGUAGGUAUGGCUGAGUGGAACUUGAACUUAAUUAUGAAAGUUCACGAAUGGCGAAGGACCAGGUGUGCAGAUUAUUCAUUUGCAUUAGAAGAGUACAGAAUGUGAGCAAAUUGAACAGAAGAUCAGGUGAUCAGUUCAACUUUGGUCCAUCAGAAUCACAUGGAGCAGACUGUGCUUACCUUGUGCAGUAGUUCCCUAUUUGCAACACUGUACAAAAUAGUACACAAAAAUAUACAGUGACGCAGAAGAAAAAAUGCACAACAGAGGCUGCCACAUCCAGUUUGCCUCCAGGAUUGGCUACUCAAAAUGGAAUAAUCUAUGAAGUCCCUGGAACUAUCCUCCAUGGUUAUACCUAAUUCAGUAAUCAGAGGAGUAGACAGUUUAGCGCUGGUGAUAUUUUGGGGGCAUACUAUGGCCUAGUAAUAAAAUACUCAUUUAGACAAAAGGCAAGGCAAUGAGGUACGUCCAUUCACCAAUUUAUUUAUUAAGAAUGCCUCUGAUGUCUGACACGUUGUCAGAAAUAUAAGUUGUUUUGUAGGAUGCUACUUUGCUUUAGAGCAGACUAGCAUCACAUUCAUUGUUUCAAAUUAAAAUCCAGAAGAAGAAAAAAAUAGGGAAGAAAGCUUCAUGGGCAUCAAAAGACACAAUGUUAUCUCUGGCCAUAAUGUUGGAAAUCCAGGAAUUAUAACAAUUGUCCAAGGUAUUUCUGGGAAAAUUGAUCAUUUCAAGAAGCUAAGAUAAAACUAAAGCAGCCACAUCUGUACAUCUAAGCAUAUAUUGCUCCUCUUCUGUUUAUAGACUAAGUAGGGUCUAAUGAUAGGACAGGUGGAAGGAAAGAAAAGAGGGCAACCUAUAGCAAGGUAGAUGGAACCAGUAAUGGGUACACCAUUGGAAGACUUGAAAGACCAAGUUAGGGACAGAUCAUCUUAGAGAAAUUCUAUGCGGUCACUAAGGACUAACAUUGACUUGAUAGCAUAUAUGCAAUCAAAGUAGAUGAAGUAGCUUUUCCUCAACCUAUGCAGAGACUAUAAUAGAAGGUUAUUUUCUCAAAACACCUGGAACACACCAGGUUGGGAAAAACUGUAUUUUAUUUCAGUCUUUAACUUCUCCGUUUUUGAAAUGAUGUAGAAACAAUGUGUUGACAGUAUUUAUAUUGAACUGUGUGCUAUUCAGAUUGCUGCCUUCUAAACUGGGAUUUACUGCAUGAUGAACUUAAGACUGUAGAAAGCCCUCCAUUAUGUGAAGAUUUUUCCCAAAGCUGAUUGGACUAGAAGACCUCCAUGGUCCUUUCCAACUCUGUUAUUCUGAUCCUGCUUCAUAGGAAGUAUAAGUGUGAAUUAUUGGAUCCAACACAACAUAACUUGGGGCCGAAGGAGUGGGGUGGGGGAGCCUUUCAGCAUGAGUCAAAUUGUAUUUGUGCUGCCUCAUGAUUGCACAUAUACACCCAAAGAGAUGGUCAAUGCUGCCAUGAACUAGCAACACUGCCCUUACUAACUAUCUACUUGAUAGCUCCACAAACAACAUGGUAGGUCAAUGUGUCUCAAGCAGGACUUUGUUUUUAGACAGGAAAAAAAAAACAUCUGUGGUCUAUGUUCAUUUUCCAAGAAAGGUGUCAUUCCCUUAGUUUAAACAACCAAACUGUUACUUACACCAUCAAUUUAUACCACAAGUUUAAACAAAAUAUCUAAUUCCUUAAUUGAAUCCUGUCAUUAUAUCCUUCAACCUGAGUGAAUCCUGCCAUUAAAUAUCCUGGAGAUUGAGGUUUUGUACUAGAUGGAUAGGUUUCAUAUACUGUAGUGAAUUCUUAUCAUUUUGGCCAACCAUCAUUCUCAGUAUUUCCUUGGGGACAACCAUAACAAUUUCUUAACUUGUCAUAAAUAGGCACAUAUUUCCACUGCAGAUGUAUUCUUCAAAGAUGAUAACAGUGAAAGCUCUGUGGAGUUUAAUUUUGUUGCCAAGCAACAAAAAAAAACCCUUCCCUCCAUAAAGGGGAACCAAAGUAGUUAUUAAUUUAUUUAGCUGAAAUAAUUGGAUUUUUCCAGGUGAUCGUCUUGAAUCAUCAUUGUUUAAUAUCAGCGUGCUGAAACUGAUGUUUAAAAACCUUAAUUGGGUUUUAUUUAUUUACUUUUUACAAAGGGCAAGCUUGACUAUUUUGAGAAAAUAUUUAAGGUUAUGAAUAUAUGUACUUAUAUGAAAUACAUUCUAACAAACCAAAUAAUUAUUUCCCUUGGAGGCCUGGCCUUCUGAUGAUAACAUAAAUAUCUAUAAGCAUAGGCAUAUUAAUUCAGGGGUGAUCAAUUAUGCUGGCCCUCCUCUCAGCUGUAUUAAAAUUGCCUAUUCCUGCUUUUCUUUGUGAAAUUUAUAAAUCAGAUAUUUUUUGCAAGAAAAUAAUAAGCACUGAUUUCUAUGAAAUUAGUUUGCUUCACAGAAAGUUCUCCAGAGCAUCAUGUAUUAUCUUACAUCAUUUGUUAAAAUUUUAACUCCUGAGUAUGUGAAAAGUUUGAACCUAAUGUUAGUUUUACAUGAAAUCUCCGUCUUUCGUUUUGUUAUAAAAUUUACAUUUGUUACUUUUAUUAGGUCAUGCUCAAAGCUGCAUGUGAUACCUUCAAAGAGAAAUCAUGCCUUGUGUUUUUCUCCAUGAUGACCCUGAAUUACUGACCAUUAAUGACUUGUAAUUAUUGUAUUGUACCUUGUUCAGCUUUGCAUAUCUGUGAACAUAUCUUCUGAUUUGUUUUGGUUAUUUUAUUUCCCCACACAGUGUUAUUUAAAAUCGUAUCUUAUUUGCAACCUUCACUAAUUAUACAGUAAUGUAGUUCUAAAGUAUAAUUUCUAAAAAUUGGAUUAUUUUUAUACCAGCAUCCAACAUAUUUGAACUCUGGCGUUAUAGUCAGUAUGUUAAAAAAAAGGCUACAAUAAAAGUAUUAAUAAUAUUCUCAA